GGAAGCUGUCCUCCGCAGCGGUGUUGUUGUUGUCGUCGCAGCAGCAGCGCAGCGGUUCUAUAUUUGAGAGAAAAGCUGCCGAGAGCAGACUGAAAACAGACUCCCCGCAGCUGCUGCGGCCGUCAGCGUCACGUAAGGGUCACGUUAGGCUCCAUAACCGUUACUGUCGUCGUUUUAUCGGUGUAGUUUAAUCAUGAACGUGACGCUCGCGGUGAAGCAGUACAUCUCCAAGAUGAUUGAGAGCAGCGGGCCCGGGAUGAAGGUGCUGCUCAUGGACAAGGAGACGACCAGUAUAGUGAGUGUGGUGUAUACCCAGUCUGAGAUCCUCCAGAAGGAGGUCUACCUGUUUGAGCGGAUCGACUCUCAGAGCCGAGACAACAUGAAACACCUGAAGGCCAUCUGCUUCCUGAGACCAACCAAGGAGAAUGUGCAGCAUCUGAUCCAGGAGCUGCGGAGACCCAAAUACAGCGUCUACUUCAUCUACUUCAGUAAUGUGAUCAGUAAGAGUGAGAUCAAGGCUCUGGCUGAGGCCGAUGAACAGGAGGUGGUGGCUGAAGUCCAGGAGUUCUACGGAGACUUCAUCGCAGUGAACCCUCACCUUUUCUCCCUGAACCUGCAGGGGGUCGCCAGGGGUAGGAGCUGGGAGCCCUCCAUGCUGUCCCGGUGUACCCAGGGUCUGACCUCCGUCCUGCUCGCUCUGAAGAAAUGUCCCAUGAUCCGCUACCAACUGUCCUCCGACAUGUCCAAACGCCUCGCCGAGAGCGUCAAGCAAAUCAUCACCAAGGAGUACGAGCUGUUUGACUUCAGGAAGACGGAGGUUCCUCCUCUGCUGCUGAUCCUGGACCGCAGCGACGACGCCAUCACGCCGCUGCUCAACCAGUGGACGUACCAGGCGAUGGUCCAUGAGCUGAUGGGUCUGAACAACAACCGGAUCGACCUGUCCAGAGUGCCGGGGAUCAGCAGAGACCUGAAGGAGGUGGUUCUGUCUGCAGAGAACGACGAGUUCUACGCCAACAACCUGUACCUGAACUUCGGGGAGAUCGGCACCAACAUUAAGAACCUGAUGGAAGAUUUCCAGAAGAAGAAACCAAAGGACCAACAGAAGCUGGAGUCCAUCAGCGACAUGAAGGCCUUUGUAGAUAACUACCCCCAGUUUAAGAAGAUGUCGGGCACCGUGUCCAAACACGUGACGGUGGUUGGCGAGCUGUCCCGCCUGGUAUCUGAGCGCCAGCUGAUGGAGGUUUCUGAGGUGGAGCAGGAGCUGUCCUGUCAGAACGACCACGGCAACGCCCAGCAGAGCGUGCGCCGGCUGCUUCAGAACCCGCGCCUGUCGGAGCUGGACGCCGUGCGCCUCGUCAUGCUGUACGCGCUGAGGUACGAACGCCACAGCAGCAGCGUCCUGCCGGCACUGAUGGACGAGCUCAGCCGCAGAGGAGUGUCCGAGAGACACCGCAGGAUGGUGAAGUCGGUGGUGGAGUACGGAGGGAAGAGAGUCAGAGGAAGUGACCUCAUCGAGGCGACAGACGCUGUCGCCAUCACCAAACAGUUCUUCAAAGGCCUCAAGGGGGUGGAGAACGUGUACACUCAGCAUAAGCCUCUGAUUCACGACACUCUGGAUCAGCUGAUCAAAGGCCGACUGAAGGACAGUCAGUUCCCCUACCUGGGACCAAGCAGCCUCAGAGACAGGCCUCAGGACAUCGUGGUGUUUAUGAUUGGUGGAGCCACGUAUGAAGAAGCUCUGACGGUUUACAACCUGAACCGCAACACACCGGGAGUCCGCAUAGUCCUGGGAGGAAGCAGCAUCCACAACACCAAGAGUUUCCUGGAGGAAGUGAUGUCGGCGACAGGUCACAGCGGCGAAAGGGCACAAGGAAGUGGUCGCCAUGGCAGCAGGCGCUGAACACAUCAAAACAACAACAACAGCACCACCAACUACAUUCCCUCCUCUCCGUCUCUACGAGCGGUGACAGAACGCUCUCGUUAACCCUCCGUCUGCGUGUCUGAUGUCUGAUGUCAAACUGAAUGUGAAAUAUAAACAAGCUACAAUAAAAGAGAAAUAUAAACACUCA
Messenger RNA from Sander lucioperca (pikeperch), 2069 nucleotides. RefSeq names its product vacuolar protein sorting 45 homolog (gene vps45). The transcript has 15 exons. Gene Ontology annotation, biological process: intracellular protein transport; vesicle-mediated transport. Lineage: Eukaryota; Metazoa; Chordata; Actinopteri; Perciformes; Percidae. Bases 194 to 1900 code for a protein of 568 amino acids. The record is from RefSeq and is a predicted model, not a curated record. Gene Ontology annotation, cellular component: Golgi membrane.